CCCUGCGCGUGUCGAGUGGGCAGUACAUUACACUCGUGCUCUCCGCCUGGAACAAUCUCACCGCUCCUGUCCUUUUCCAACACCUCGACGCCUUUCCCCGUCUCCUCUAGCGGAUAUUUCCACACAUUUACCCGGGCAUUCGCGAAUCCUACACGUCCUUUCUAUACCAGAGCCUCGGUUGGACUCGUGUGUGUCGGGAGGAUGCGUUCAAGGAGAAAACCAGCCCAACCCUUUACACCAUGUCCCUUCUGAACUCCUGAUCUCCGCUCAGUGAGAACCAUGGCCACCCCUUUUCUGUGGAAGCUCUCGUCCCAGAAAUUGGGCUUCUUCCUGGUCAUCUUCGGCUUCAUCUGGGGCAUGAUGUUGCUCCACUUCACCAUCCAGCAGAGGGUGACUCACGAGAGCAGCGCGGAGUUACAGCAGCAGAUACUAGACCUGAGCAAACGUUACAUCAAAGCGCUGGCCGAGGAGAACCAGAGCGUGAUGGACGGGCCUUAUGUCGGCAGCAUGACGGCAUACGACUUGAAGAAGACCCUGGCAGUGCUCUUGGAUAACAUUAUGCAGAGGUUGGGUAAACUCGAAUCCAAGGUUGAAAACAUCUACAACGGGACGGGGGGAAACCUGACCAAUGGAACCAGCACAGCAACUCCAAGCGCCACCAAUCCAGAGAAAGUCAAUGUGGCAGACCUGCUGAGUGGAGCGCAGGAGAAGUGUGAGCUGCCCCCGCUGGAUGGAUUCCCUCACUGCGAGAGCAAGCUCAAGUGGAUGAAGGAGAUGUGGCGCUCUGAUGCUUGUUAUGGUAAUUAUGGAGUCGAUGGGUCCACCUGCUCCUUCUUCAUCUAUCUCAGUGAGGUGGAGAAUUGGUGUCCUCGUCUGCCUUGGAGACUCAAGAUCCUGAACGAGGAGUCGGACCGGAGGGCACAGGCAGAGGUCCGGACGAGUUUCGAUGAGCUGUACCGCGUCAUGUCUCAGAGGGAGGAGUUUCGCUGGAUGAUGCUGAGGAUCAAACGAAUGGCCGAGCCCUGGGUCAGCGCCAUCCGCUCUCUGGCCCACAAACAGAACCUGACCAAGAGGCGACGCAAGAAGAUCCUGGUCCACCUGGGGCUCCUGACCAAAGAGUCGGGCUUUAAGAUUGCGGAGAACGCCUUUAGUGGGGGUCCUUUGGGUGAGCUGGUGCAGUGGAGCGACCUCAUCACCACCCUGUAUCUGCUCGGCCACGACGUGCGCAUCUCCGCCUCCAUCGCAGAGCUCAAAGAGAUCAUGCGUAAGGUGAUGGGAAACAAGUCCAGUUGUCCCACUCAAGGAGACAAAAUCGUGGAGCUCAUCUACAUCGACAUAGUGGGACUAACACAGUUUAAGAAGACACUCGGUCCGUCCUGGGUCCACUACCAGUGCAUGCUGCGAGUGCUGGACUCCUUUGGGACAGAACCAGAGUUUAACCACGCCCACUACGCCCAAUCCAAAGGUCACAAGACGCCGUGGGGCAAGUGGAACCUCAACCCCCAACAGUUCAACACCAUGUUUCCUCACACUCCAGACAACAGCUUCCUGGGCUUCGUGGUGGAGCAGCAUCUGAACGCCAGCGACAUCAAGCACAUCGACGACAUUAAGAGACAGAACCAGUCCCUCGUCUACGGAAAAGUCGACAACUUCUGGAAGGACAAGAAGAAGUAUCUGGACAUCAUCCACAGCUACAUGGACGUCCACGCCACAGUGCACGGGACCAGUACCAUCCACCUGCCGAGCUACGUCAAGAACCACGGCAUCCUGAGCGGCAGAGACCUGCAGUUUCUACUGCGAGAGACUAAGUUGUUCGUGGGCCUCUCCUUCCCUUACGAGGGUCCCGCUCCGCUAGAGGCCAUCGCUAACGGCUGCGCUUUCCUCAACCCCAAAUUCAACCCACCGAAAAGCAGCAAGAACACAGACUUCUUCAAAGGCAAGCCCACCCUGAGAGAGUUGACGUCCCAGCAUCCCUACGCAGAAGUGUACAUCGGCCCUCCUCACGUCUGGACCGUGGACAUUGAGAAACCAGGAGAAGUGGAGCGGGCCAUUCGCUCCAUACUCAACCAAAAGAUUGAGCCGUACCUGCCGUAUGAGUUCACCUGUGAGGGGAUGCUGCAGAGGGUCAACGCCUUCAUCGAAAACCAGGACUUCUGUCAUGGUCAGGUGAUGUGGCCUCCUCUGGGCGCGCUCCAGGUCAAAAUGGCCGACCCUGGACGCUCGUGUAAACAGGUGUGUCAGGAGGAGCAGCUCAUCUGUGAACCCUCCUUUUUCCAGCACCUCAACAAAGACAAGGAUCUCGCCAGAUAUGGUCUGGACUGUCUGACGGUGGAGUCCAGCGCUGACACAGUGGUCCCGGCGUACAGCGAGGCUCGUCGACACUGCAUUUUCCAAUCGGACCUCCUCCUGUUCAGCUGUGCGGGCGCUCACCCCACUCUGAAACGCGUCUGCCCCUGUCGUGACUACAAGAAGGGCCAGGUGGCGCUGUGCAAGGAUUGCCUAUAGCAGCCGGCGCAGUACCAAACACUCACCACCAGGCGGAGGCGCAGCUAUCGAGCGGUGUGCGUUUAGAGACAUGACUUAUACACGCUCUCAUAUUUAUUGUUUUUUCAAGCUGCUGGAAGGAAAAAGAACAUUACGCAAAAAAGGGGGUCAGUGACUGCGUUUGGACAGAAGGGGGCGCUGCAGCAACAUCUCAGAAUACUUGAAUCGACACAGACUUUGUAGAACAGUGAAGUGGUUCAUAUAGUGACUGCUUUUUUUUGUUUAGGCAAAAUCAAGCCAGCGCUGCAGCGUCUCAUCCCUGCGUAAGGCCCCAAGUUCAACUCCAGCUCUGUCAAUCUGAGGCUAUGUUGUAUAUUAGGUAGGUUUGCACUGGACUGGCACGAUGAUGAGCCCAUAACCCCAGCAUACACUUAAGUAUCACUAAAUUAGGCCCUGUUCAAACAUCGGGAUCAAAAUGUAUUGAGGAAGUACAGCCUGAGUA
This is a messenger RNA of Periophthalmus magnuspinnatus, 2986 nucleotides long. RefSeq names its product alpha-1,6-mannosylglycoprotein 6-beta-N-acetylglucosaminyltransferase (gene mgat5). The transcript is spliced from 17 exons. Gene Ontology annotation, biological process: protein N-linked glycosylation. NCBI's taxonomy places the organism in Eukaryota, Metazoa, Chordata, Actinopteri, Gobiiformes, Gobiidae. The coding region runs from base 280 to 2505 and encodes 741 amino acids. Gene Ontology annotation, molecular function: alpha-1,6-mannosylglycoprotein 6-beta-N-acetylglucosaminyltransferase activity. Gene Ontology annotation, cellular component: Golgi apparatus. The record is from RefSeq and is a predicted model, not a curated record.